Messenger RNA from Cyclocybe aegerita, 819 nucleotides. The record is from the annotation of a GenBank genome assembly. NCBI's taxonomy places the organism in Eukaryota, Fungi, Basidiomycota, Agaricomycetes, Agaricales, Hemipholiotaceae.
AUGAUUGACACCCUCUCUCUCCCUGCUGGCAACCCCUUGUUGACCCUUACCCAACCCAAAGCCCACCUCUGGAUUAUCGAACUCCAUCAUGGACAGGACAACCGUCUAACCCAGGAGUUGAUCAACAGGGCGUUAAUGCCAGCUCUCGACGCGGUGGAACGGCAAUGGCGCAUCCAGGUGCGGACGGCGCAGAAGAACGGAGACAAGGAGGGGUCGAAAGGUGCGCUCAUUAUUGUUGGGAGGAGGGAUCAAGACAAGUUCUUCAGCAAUGGACUCGACUUUGCCAAUUCGGUGAAGGAUCCCAACUUCUUCCAACAGACAUUCAACCCGAUGAUGGUCCGGCUGCUCUCCUUCCCUAUCCCAACUAUUGCUGCUAUUAACGGCCAUUGCUAUGCUGGUGGAAUGAUGCUAUCCCUAGUUUGCGAUUACCGUGUUAUGACUGAUGGCACUUCUCGCAAUGCCUGGCUUUGCAUGAACGAGGUUCAUUUCGGUGCCCCGUGGCCUUUGUCCUUCACGGCUCUUCUAACGGGCAAGAUUGGCGACCAUAGGCUGCAUCGUAAGAUCGCCAUCGAAGGGCACAGAUUCACACCUCAAGAGGCACUUCAAGAUGGAAUUUUGGACUACAUUGUUAAAGGCAACACCGCUGACGUUUUGGCCAAGGCCGAAGGGGUGGCCGAAAAAGUCGGUGCCAACGCGUCAAUGGGAGUUUGGGGUUUGAUCAAGUCGAAUAUUUACUUCGACACCAUCAAGACUAUCCAGAAGGACAUCAGAUUAGUCAACGCCGCUAUUGAUGAUGCUGGCGCGAAGUCAAGGCUGUAA